AGCAAAGUCCUCCUGCAGUUGUACAGAGCCCUAGUGCGACCACACCUGGAGUAUUGUGUGCAGUUUUGGUCCCCUAAUUUGAGGAAGGACAUUCUUGCUAUUGAGGGAGUGCAGCGGAGGUUUACAAGGUUAAUUCCCGGGAUGGCGGGACUGUCAUAUGCUGAGAGAAUGGAGCAGCUGGACUUCUAUACUCUGGAGUUUAGAAGGAUGAGAGAAGAUCUCAUUGAAACAUAUAAGAUUGUUAAGGGUUUGGACACGCUAGAGGCAGGAAACAUGUUCCCGAUGUUGGGGGAGUCCAGAACCAGGGGCCACAGUUUAAGAAUAAGGGGUAAGCCAUUUAGAACAGAGAUGAGGAAUCACUUUUUCUCACAGAGAGUUGUGAGACUGUGGAAUUCUCUGCCUCAGAGGGCGGUGGAGGCCGGUUCUCUGGAUACUUUCAAGAGAGAGCUAGAUAGGGCUCUUAAAGAUAGCGGAGUCAGGGGAUAUGGGGAGAAGGCAGGAACGGGUUACUGAUUGGGGAUGAUCAGCCAUGAUCACAUUGAAUGGCGGUGCUGGCUCGAAGGGCCAAAAGGCCUACUCCUGCACCUAUUGUCUAUUGUCCAGAGAUGCUGACUGACCCACUGAGUUACUCCAGCACUCUGUGCCUUCUUUUGCCAACCAACAUCUGCAGUUCCCUGCUCCUGCAUCACCAGUUUAGCUCUUGUCUGUAAUGAGCAACCUGUUCUCCGACCUGUUAUUUACACCUCAGCUCUUCUCAGUCCAUUGGUUGCAGAUUUUGUUUCCUGCUUUUCCGAGACUGAUGUUGUUUUUCUUUGCUAGGAAACUGGUACGGGAUCCUGGAAGGAAUCGGUGUCAUGGCCGUGAUCACCAACGCCUUUGUCAUUGCCAUCACCUCCGACUACAUCCCUCGAUUUGUGUACACGUAUAAGUACGGACCUUGUGCGAACCAGGGAUACUCUGAUGAUAAGUGUUUGACAGGUUAUGUCAGUGAAAGCCUGGCUUAUUUCAACAAGAGUGAGUUUGGUACUCACGACACUGGCUACUGCAGGUACAGAGAUUACCGGGCUCCUCCGUGGGAUCCUAACCGGUACGAGGUCACGCUACAGUUCUGGCACGUCCUGGCUGCGCGAUUGGCUUUCAUCAUCGUGUUUGAGCAUUUUGUGUUUGGCUUCAAGGCCUUCAUCGCCUACCUGAUCCCCGACAUGCCCAAGGACCUGUGUGACCGGAUGCGUCGGGAGAAGUACCUGGUGCAGGAGAUGAUGUACGAGGCGGAACUGGAACACCUGCAGAAGGAGAGGAAGCGGAGCGGCAGCCGAUACCAUGAAUGGCCUUAACAUGACGAAUGCAAACUGACCACAUCAUUGCCAUGGGACUGUACUGCUAUGGAGCCGUCAGCUAAGCUGCACAAGUUCUUGCAAGUUUUUUUAAAUGUCUUAUAUAUAUAUAAUAUAUAUAUAUAUAUCUAUCUAUAUAUAUCUAUAUAUGUAUAUAAAAAUAUACGUAAACUUUUAUAAAGACCUCAAAUGCAUGUUAUCAAAAGAUCAAAGCGUUGAGUGCUAAAUGAUUUUGGAUUUUAAGUCUGCAAGAUUGGUCGUUCAGGAAACCACGUGACAAUUUCGGUGUUUGAUUUUAUUUUCGAGAAUUGCCACAAGGAGAUGAAUGCAAUUUCGCUGGUCAGGUUUGGUUGGCCCAUUUUUACCAAAGAGCAAGAUGUCUAUUUUCUAGGCUGGACCCGUUUGUUUAAGGUGGAGAUUGACAGAUUCUACGCAGUUUCGAGCGCCUCACGUUGCUUUGCCGAGCCUGUCCUGCAUCGUGGCACAGAGGCGCAGUGGUCAGACAUCUCCCCCCCCCACCCCCGCCCCGGUUCGAUCCUGACCUCAGGCACUGCCUGCGUGGAGUUUGCAUGUUCUCCCCAGUGUGAUCUCAGAGCCGAUCCCUGGCAAGAUACUGACGUUUGCUCCUCGUUUGCCCUAUACACCAACGCAAUCUGUGAACGAGACAAAUAGUAAACUAUUAAAUCAAGAACUCCGUGCCAAGUAUCAGGGAAAUGCCGUUCCAAGAAUACUUGAUUCUCUGUGCAGAGUGAUAUGGA
Leucoraja erinaceus (little skate) is the source of this 2092-nucleotide messenger RNA. Its product is annotated as anoctamin-3-like. The record is from RefSeq and is a predicted model, not a curated record. Gene Ontology annotation, molecular function: chloride channel activity. Gene Ontology annotation, cellular component: plasma membrane. Gene Ontology annotation, biological process: chloride transmembrane transport. The transcript is spliced from 4 exons. Bases 855 to 1334 code for a protein of 159 amino acids. Lineage: Eukaryota; Metazoa; Chordata; Chondrichthyes; Rajiformes; Rajidae.